AUGAGGAAAGCCGAUGAGGAACGCUGCAAAAGGGGCGGAUCCAUGGGGAGUAGCGCCACAAAAGGGGCGGGGACACCGCCCAAAGCCGACGAAAAUCUCAUGCCUUCAUUAUACAUCUACGUACAUUGGCUUCCAGACGACUGGGCCAAAGCAAAGCCAGCCAGAUCAAAGAAAGAACCUCAGCCACUCAUCAUCCCAAAAAAUGCAACUGACGAGCAAAGACUAAAACUGGAGAGGUUGAUGAGGAACCCGGAUAAACUUGCUGCAAUCACGGAGAGGCUCAAGGAAUGUUCUCCAAGAUCUGCUCCAGAAGUUGUUAGAGAUGUCAUGGGGUCAAGUGCAAGGGCUGGCAGUGGAGAGUUCCAUAUAUAUCAGCAUCCAACUGCUGCAUGAAGAGAGAAUGAAGAGAAACAGAUGCUGAAUAGUGAAGAUAAACUUGAUUAUUUCAGAAAUGAAAGAUGUACAGAUACUGAAAAUUCCACAGAAUCCAGUGAUAAAACAGAUUUAGAAGACCAAUGACUUCAAUGUAGAACAAUGUAUUCUCCAGCUUCAACACCAUGGACUUUACAUUUUCCAUUAAAGGCGUUAUUUUUCGAUGUGUUCAUAUUUCGUGCCUUCAGUGUUACGUUGACUUCUUGUUUUUGAAUCUGAGCACAACAUGGAACAGUACGUAAUUAUUAUUAUCUUUUUUAAAUUUUGUAAUGAUGAAAACAAAGGACAGAGUGUCAUCAAACUAAUACAAAGUUUUACUGUAAGUAAAGAUGUGUCUGAUUCUCAGGAGCAUUGGGCACAGAUACAUCACUGUAUGCUCAGCCUUAAGCAUUUUAGCAGCAGAUUAUAAACAUUAAAAAGAACAGAAAGAAAAGAAACCCUUUCAAAGUGAUAACACUUUAUCAUCAUUUAUUUUGAAAUCAUCUGUAAGUUAUGGAGAGCAUUACGAAAAGGUUAAAGAAUAAAAAUACAAUCAGAGAGCCCUGAUUACAUACAAUCUAAUAUCACUUGAUAUAUUAAAGAACCAAUAAUGCCAUGAAGUGAUUUUUUAUAACAUUCAAAGUUUGUAUACGUUUAGUCAGCACCUAAAAAUAAACUAUGUCCUGCCAACAAAUGUUACUUUAUAAUUUA
Messenger RNA from Xenopus laevis (African clawed frog), 1122 nucleotides. It is a transcript of the gene prkrip1.S, whose product is annotated as PRKR-interacting protein 1 homolog. The coding region runs from base 1 to 393 and encodes 130 amino acids. The record is from RefSeq and is a predicted model, not a curated record. NCBI's taxonomy places the organism in Eukaryota, Metazoa, Chordata, Amphibia, Anura, Pipidae. The transcript has 6 exons.